Molecule: messenger RNA, 3948 nt
Organism: Alternaria atra
Lineage: Eukaryota; Fungi; Ascomycota; Dothideomycetes; Pleosporales; Pleosporaceae
Exons: 3
Coding region: 1-3948 (1315 amino acids)
Cellular component (GO): membrane
Molecular function (GO): ATP binding; ATP hydrolysis activity; ABC-type transporter activity
Source: RefSeq, a predicted model, not a curated record
AUGGAGUCGGGGUCUAUGCAGGGCAGAUCGGAAUCUGCUGCUGCUCCGCAUAAGCUGAAAGAAGAAGACACGACGCUUGCGACACCGCUCCGCGGAGACUCCACAAGCACAUCUUACAACGACAACCACGGCAUCUCCUUGCGCGAAGUUGAUCCCGUUUCUGUGCGAUUGGAACACCUCACAGUUUCAGUCGAUGAAUCGCCAAAUGCCUUUACUCGCGCCUUCUCGAAGCAGAAGUCGUCAUCGGAUCACAAGCAUGUCAAGACUAUACUUAACGAUAUAUCGGCGGACAUGCCAUCUGGAAGCCUCACAGCCAUCAUAGGGGGAAGUGGAAGUGGAAAGACAUCAUUACUCAACUCUAUGAGCGGGCGCUUAGCAGUGGGAAAUCGGCUGGCUACUUCGGGCCGGACACUUUUCAAUGGUAGCGAGGAUGCAUCGCGCAUCAGAAGCGCAUACGUCAUCCAACAAGACAUUCUCCUUCCGACAUUGACUGUUAGAGAGACCUUGACCUACGCUGCCCAACUACGACUACCCUCUUCGGUCGACAACAAAGAGAAGAAGCAGCUGGUUGAAGAAGUCAUCUUGGAGCUGAGCCUGAAAGAAGCUGCAGAUACGAGGAUCGGGAAUAAUGCGCACAAGGGUUGCAGUGGUGGAGAAAAGAGAAGGACAAGUAUUGGAGUUCAGCUCUUAUCAAACCCUUCUCUACUAUGGCUGGAUGAGCCAACCACCGGACUUGACUCAACAAGUGCCUUUCAGGUGAUCAAGACCCUACAGAAUCUUGCUCGAAAUGGGCGGACCAUCAUUGUUACCAUCCACCAGCCGCGUUCUGAAAUAUGGGAUCUGUUCGACAAUGUAGUCCUUCUAUCCCGGGGCAGCCCUGCGUAUGCAGGCAGCGCGAAAGACUGCCUUCCAUACUUUGCGAAGCUGGGUCACGAAAUGCCUCCAUUCACUAACCCAGCUGAAUAUCUUAUCGACGUUGUCAGUGUCGAUAACCGGAGCGUGGAGGCAGAGAAGGCGGCCCAAGAUCGAGUUGGUCGCGUGAUAGAGGUGUGGCGGUCGCAUUGCAGUAACAACCUUCAAGAAAAGCAUGAAUCAACCACCCCAGCCACGACUGUGGCGAAUACAGAACGGAAGAAGCAACGUGCCAGUCAGACAUCACUUAUGCAGCAGACACGCGUACUUACCGCCCGCACGUGGACUGUGACAAUUCGUGACCCUAUGGGCAUGUUUGGAAGUCUUGUUGAAGCCAUCGGGAUGGCGGUCAUCACAGGAUGGAUCUUUUUGCAACUCGACGGUUCACUAUCUGGCAUACGAUCGCGACAAGGAGCCCUGUAUAACGCAGCUGCGCUGCAAGGAUAUCUGAUUCUACUCUACGAGACAUACCGGCUUACAACCGAUAUCCAAUUGUUCGACGAAGAGGCGCGACAAGGUGUUGUCAGCAUACCGGCCUUUCUCAUGUCAAGACGACUGGCUCGAAUCUUGAUCGAAGAUAUACCCGUACCUCUCAUCUUCUCGCUCAUCUAUUAUUUCUUCUGCGGCUUUCGCGCGGAUGGCGGCCAAUUCCUCACGUUCUUCGGGAUCAUACUGCUGCACCAGUAUAUCGCGGUGUGCUUCGCGAUGACCUGUGUCGCCUGCUCAAGACACUUCGCUGGAGCGAGUUUGGUAGCUAAUCUGGCAUAUACUCUACAAUCGAUGGCAUGCGGUUACUUCAUCCAGUCGAACACGAUCCCCAUCUACGUACGCUGGACCAAGUGGAUAGCAUAUGUCUUCUACGCCUUCGGAGCAUUAUGCGCCAAUGAGUUCACUGGCUCAUUCUAUGACUGUCCAUUGGAGGGUGGGCGAUCAAAUCCAGCCUGCAAAGAAUAUGACGGCGACUUCAUCAUGGACUCCCUUGGUUUCCCAGACAACUGGGUUUGGAGACCGAUACUUGCCCUUCUUGGUUUCGCCAUUGCCUUCUACAUCGGAGCAGGAGUGUUGCUCAAGUUCUGGAACGCCGAGAUCGCUAUGGCUCGUGCAAGACCCUCUAACAUGGACGCCUCAGCUGGUAAAGAGAAGAUGAGCGAGCAUGUAGCAGAUAAUGUCAGAACGAUCGAUAUUCGGUUGGAGGGCUACGGGAUGGAUGUUGAGAAACGCUCAUUACGAAAGCGCUGGACGAAAACUAUCCUCAAGCCGCUUACCGCCGACUUUUUCCCUGGGUCGUUGAAUGUCAUCAUGGGGCCUUCGGGUUCUGGAAAGACAUCACUACUGAAUAGCAUGGCGAUGAGACUCAAUGACGAUACAUCGACGCGGUACAAGCAGUACGGCUCCAUGAGCUACAAUGGCCUAAUCCCAGCCCAAGAAGUCGUUCAUUCGAUCUGUUCUUUCGUCACACAGGAUGACGAUGCACUGUUGGCGUCAUUAACAGUGCGCGAGACGCUUCGUUAUGCAGCUGGCCUGCGACUUCCGAAGUGGUUGUCGAGAGAGCAGAAAACCCAGAAAGCUGAGGAAAUUUUGCUGAAGAUGGGCCUCAAGGACUGUGCAGACAACCUCGUUGGUAACGACAUUAUUAAAGGCAUCAGUGGCGGUGAAAAGCGCCGAGUUACGAUUGCUGUUCAGAUCCUCACUGAGCCACGCGUCUUGUUGCUUGAUGAGCCGUUAUCAGGAUUGGAUGCUUUCACGGCACUGUCCAUCAUGGAUGUGCUCCGUGGUCUGGCUCAAGAAGGUCGCACACUUAUAGUCACGAUUCACCAGCCGCGCAGCGAUCUCUUCGCUCAUUUCGGCAACAUUCUGCUGCUUGCUCGUGGUGGACAUCCCAUCUAUGCCGGUCCUGCCGACGGCAUGUUAACCCAUUUUGCCAAUCUUGGCCACGAAUGCCCACGUCAUGUCAACCCAGCUGAUUUCGCGCUCGAUCUGAUUACUGUUGACCUUCAGCACGAGAGACGCGAGGCGGCCAGUCGGAAGAAAGUACGCAAGUUGGUCGAAUCGUGGAAUGCUAGUGUCUACCCUGUCGCUCGAAAUGGGUCAAUUACAACACCAGCAGAACUGGGAAGUAUGGCACGCGAACCAUCGUCUUUUGCUUCAGCAUACUCGAUUCUGAUUCGACGUGCGACGAAGAACAUGUUUCGACAGCCGGAUAUUCUGAUCGCGCGGAUUAUGCAAGUGGUGGGUUUGGGUAUCGUGCUUGCUCUCUAUUUUGCGCCUCUGAAGACCGAUUAUUUCUCCGUACAGAACAGACUGGGGUUCCUCGUGGAAAUUGCACCGCUUUACUUUGUUGGCAUGCUUAACAACAUCGCCGUCUAUCCUAUUGAGAGAGACGUCUUCUACCGGGACUAUGACGACCGCAUCUAUGGUGUUGAAGCCUUUUUCCUCACCUACAUCUCCAUCACUACCCCAUUUGAGAUCAUAAGCUGCCUCGUCUUCUCGGUGCUCGCCGUUUUUGCUGUUGGUUUAGAACGCAAUGCGCAAACUUACUUCAUCAUCACCUUCAACGCCUUCUGUAUUACCAGCUGUGGCGAGAGUCUAGGGAUCGCGUUUAACACGCUCUUUACGCACACUGGCUUCUCGGUAAACUGCAUGUCAGUCUUUCUGAGCGUUGCGCAAGUCAUGGGCGGCGUGUUGUCCCUUGACGUCCCAGACUUCCUGCAGGCUUGGAACCAUCUUUCGCCUGUCAAGUGGGCGGUUGGAAACAUGGCGCCGUAUACGCUACGUGGUCUCAAAUUCACAUGCGAAGACUGGCAGAGGGUUAAUAGACAGUGUCCUAUCCAGACUGGAGAGCAGGUGCUUGACUUGUACAAACUGAACAAGAAUCCGGAGAUGAACCUGAUGGCUUUGGGGAUUUGCGCUAUCGUGUAUCGAUUCCUGGCGUACGUCGUGCUCAAGAUGGUCAAGGAGCGAUGGCUGGGAAGACUAUACAGAAAGCUGGGUGGUGGGAAAAAGAAACAGAUGACUUCGACACCCCAAGCAGAAUAG